UUAGAUCAAAGAUUUCCGGAUAAUUAAGACUUCCAAACCAAAACCUCUUUUCGCUUGACUCCACUAUUUUAUUUUUUCUUUCCCCAGGCAAACAGGGCAGUGCUUCACACAGGAAGCCACAUCUGCCUAUCAAAAACAACAACCCAAACUGAAAGCGUGACAGGAGCCGGAGCGCAUUUGCAUGCGCUGCGAUUCCCGGCGCUAACCUGUGCCUCCACCCGCGAGCAGAGGAGAGGGCUCGGGAGCUGCUGCGGGCUGCCCGAACGCCUCCCCGCGCACAAUGCACGGCUGGCACAGGUGGAUGGAGCUGCCGGGUGCGAGGUGUCAGCUCCUGGCUCUGCUGCCGUGAAGCAGCUCCGUUUUGGCUUAGGAGCCGGACAGAAGCUGGCUAGAAGAGGUGGCAAUACAGAGCGAGCCCGGGGGGCUGCCAGGGAGCCUGCUCAGCCCUGAUGGAGGACAGGAGCCGCCAGCUCCCGCGCUAUCAGAGCCAGGAGAGGCCCGGGGUGGGGCUGGCGCCAGCGGGAAAUGUCUCCCUGGCAGCAGAUUAGCUUCACAGAAAGCCUGUCGUCGACAGCCUGCCCAGCGAAAAAACUCCAAGGGGAAGCUGAGGACAAACAGCAUCUUGAAGACAGUCCAUGGGGACUGUACCAGACCCUCUGAGAUCUGCCAAGCUUUCCCUGGUCUCAACUUCUGCAGAGGAGGAGCACCUGGGGGACCUGCAGUCUGCCAAGCCCCAGCCCCAGGCCCCCAGUGCCGAGAGGGCCAGCAAUGGUUUCCCGUGCGCGCCGUCCAGCUCAGCUGGGGUUUGCAUCUUCGACCUGACCUGCACGGGUGCUGCCAGCACGCAGAGGUGUGAGCAGUGCCACACGGAUAAUGACAGCCAGCAGGAAGCCCUUUCUCCCGGGCUGGCCAGCACAACUGCAGAGGGGCACCCUGCAGAUGUAAGGCCUGCUGGUUGUUCCCAGCCAGCAGGCAUCCCGGCACUGGCAGUGCCAGCCCUUGGUGCCACAGGAGCCCUCUCGGUGGGGCAGGGGCCAGAGAUGAUGCCAGCCCCCCAGAGCUCCCGGCAGUUUGUGCAAGGCAGCCAGGCCAAAACGAGCUCCCUGACACAGAUUGAUGACUCUGCCUUGAAACCUCAAGGAACUGAUGAUCAGCCAGCGCUUGAAGUGUUAAAUUAUUCUUCCCCGGGUGAUCCUGUCGGGGUUAAUCAAUUCUGUCAUACUUCUCAGGCCAACCUUCUGCAAAGAGGGGAAAAAGACAGGGAGGCAGAGGAAAAUGGUUCUGCUGUGUGUCAGUCAGUCCUGGCAGCAGGGCAAACCGAAGCUGACCUGGGGAAGGACUCUCAGACCAGUCUGGAGGCAAAAGGUGGGACUGCAGAUAUGCUGCAGUCACAUCCCCCAGAUAAAACUGAAGCAGUGCAGAGCAGCGAGGCACCAGCCCAGUCUGGCCAGGGGAGUCCCCAUCCUGUACACAACCUGGCCCCCAUGCCUGGGAUUCCAAGCCUCACCCAGCUCUCCAAAUUCAGAGAAACAGGUACAAUGACAGCUCAGCCAGACAGCAGCCCUUGCUCACCCAGCAGCUCAGCCCAGGAAGCUGUGAGCAGGACAUGGCGGGAUGCUGAGGUUCAGGCCGUGGCUACUGUGGAGAGCAAAUCAGCUUCCACCAGUCCCAGCAUCUUUGCUGCCUUCUUAAAAGGGAAUCCUCCUCCAGAGGAGAAGGAAGAACUACACAUAAUUUACCAAGGAGGUAUGGGGCUGAGCCAGGCUGCACUUACUGACAGUUUAUCCUCACAACAAAAGUCUCCAUGUUCUCCUGGUAUCACAUCAGAAUCAACUGUUGUGGCUGUGACUGCUUCAGCCCAAACCCAGCCUGGGAUCCCACCUGAUGUGGCAUCUCCAGUAUCAGCAGAUAACAUGAAACCUGUUCUCUCCUGCUCCCCUGCAGCUGUUACCUCUCAAGGAACAUCUGUGGGUAAUGCUGAAAUGAGCAGUGCAGCUCGUGAUGUCAAGAAUGCUGCUCAGCUGCCAAAGGAUGCUCCAGUCCCACCAAAGCCCAUCCCAGCUGAGCAGCUUGGAGUUGACUCCAGUAAUCAAACUCCAUCACAGUCUGGGAGUGGUGCUGGUGAGCCAAGUGCCACUUGCACUGAUGCUGUCCCAGGAACCCAGAACAACGUGCAAGAUGUCAUCCUUCAUGCAGGAAGCAGCCGGUCACCUUUACUCUCUGGCAAGGACAGUGAAGCCAAGCAGAAGGAGGUCCUGGGCAGCUCUGAGCAAAAGCCUGUGCAGAGCAAGGGUGGGAGUCAAGGGCAGGCCAGUCCUAAUCAAUCUGUGGUAAAACCAAAUGAAGAAAACCUGGUGGUGCUUGAUCCUAAAGGAGGGCUGAGUGUUGGCAGCCAGCAUGCCGCUGUCCGUGCCAAGGUGUGCCCACAGGAUGAGAAGGAGAGCAGAGGCCAUGGAGACAGUGGCCAGUCUCAGGUGGCUGGUGGCCAGAACCUGCAGGCAGGACUGACACCUGAGCUGAGUGUGAGUCCUGCAAGUCUUGCCCCUCCUGUGGCAGCACCGGCAGCUCCCCAGCAGCAGGGCCUCCGGGCCAGGCAGUCCGGACACGAUCUCCACACUGCAGUGAUUCCUGCUGCUUCCUCUCAGGCUGUGCCAAACCUGGGGGAGAGCAAAAAGCAUUCCACCCCAGCCAUGGAGGCCAAAGUACAGGUGAAGCAGUCCAAACACGUCAGGGAUGUUGUUUGGGAUGAGCAAGGAAUGACGUGGGAGGUUUAUGGUGCUUCCCUCGAUCCAGAAUCCCUGGGAAUUGCCAUCCAGAACCACUUACAGAGACAAAUACGGGAACACGAGAAACUGAUCCGGGCCCAGAACAGUCAGACCCGGAAAUCCAUUUCCUCAGAUACAUCCUCAAAUAAAAAACUAAAAGGGAGGCAGCACAACGUGUUCCAGUCCAUGCUGCAGAAUUUUAGGCGUCCUAAUUGCUGCGUCCGACCUGCUCCUUCCUCUGUGUUAGACUGACAUGGUUUGCAGGGGUGCCUAAAUACCUGUGGUGGUGGAGAGAAUCCCUCCCCUCAAGUCCUGCUGUUUGGUUGUGUAAUUGGGGUUGUGAUGCAGCAGUGGAAAAUAUUUUCCCUUUGUUUUCUGACUAGCCACAUGCUCCAUCCUGCCAUUAUUAUUAUUAUUGUCACAGCUGGUGUAUUUCCACGUUAUGCCCCAACCUUGACUGCUGUCAGAUGAAAAGUUAGGCACUUAGCAAAAGCACAAAUUUCAAUUGCCACCUUGCUGCAGGGAGAGCAGCACCUUCUGAUAAAGCAGAAAGCAGAGGGAUUGUCAGAAUUAUGGGAAUUUAUUUGUGUGCAUUAUGAGGUCUUACUCAAAGGGGUGGACUGAGGGAAGCUGAGGGAGGUGGAAUUAAGGUUCAACAGCUGUAAAGGCCUAACAGAAGACAACUUUCGUGGUUUGUAAGUUACCUGUGCUGAGGCAGUCCAUGAACAGGCUAUGGACACUGAUCACUGAGCAGCCUCACUUUGCUGAUACUGUGGGCCACCAGUCUCAGUAAGCCCCAGGGAGCCCGGUCUUCCCCUCCUGUUGAAAUGCAGAAUCAGGCAAAGAAUGAGGAUCAAGACUGAAGGAUUCUCUCUUUGGGAGAAGCUAAGUCUGUGGGAUGUUGAUGGCCAGAAGGGGAGGUGAGAGAGAUGCUUUUUGUCCCCUGCAGUGGCCACUCUUGCGGUGUGAGCCAUCGAGGCACUGGAGAGCGCAUCGUAGAUGGACCUGCGCCCAGCAGGAUGGUGCCCACCCUUUCUCUGGUACUCCUGCCAGGUCUUUAAAAGGCAGGGAGCUGUUCUGCCUCCUCAGGUGGGGUGGACAGCCCCUGCUCCCAGCCUCCUGUGGCUCUGAGCACCUCUGUUCCAAGGCACUCUUUAAAGUGAUGUGGAUCUUUCUUCUCUCUUCAGAAAUGCACAGUAAUGUUUUCCCAUAGCAGCAGGCUUUCCUGUGCAUUGGGGUCCAUGAGCCUCUAUGUCUAGCGUGUUACACUGAUGAUUUUUUUUUCCCUUUUAAGUCCUUAGCCAACUCUACUGUUUUUUUCAGUAUUUUGGUGCUUUUCUUGCUGCCUUUCAUAACCCAAAUACCAUUUAUUUAGCCUAUGUGUUAUUUUGUUUUACCUAACACUCUAUAUUAUGAACCAUUAUACUGUUAACUUGAAAAAUUUGCAGCAGUACUGAAAUCUUGAGACAAUCUUUGCUGUAUUUCUGAACUUAGUUAUAGAAACUGCUAAUAAAAGGUAGCUUAGUGACUGUUUCUCCAGAAGUAUGAUAUACAAUAAUGUCUCAAAUAUAUGUUGGUCUCAUUUCUCAAUAAUAUUUUUCUACUUGGGAAAUGUGUUUCCCAGUAGCUUUGUAUUUUGUCCACUAGAGUUCAUUAUGGGAGGCUGGGGAACUCUUGCAGUUUGUAGAAAAUGUAGUUAUCAAUCCUGCAAAGCACUGAUGAUUUGGAUAUUGUAAUCCUGCAGAGUACUAGAGUUAAAUAGGAGAUACUUUUAGUCCAUUAAAGAUUUUUCAUGAAUCAUGAUGAUAAUUUAUUUCUGUCUCUAGUACCACACACCUGACUUACUCUGUAGAUCUUACUCUUACAAUUUACUCUAAAUCUUACAGGUUUACAACAUGUAAAUGAGUAUUAGUAUCUUUUUUUUUUUUUUGUGAAGUGAACCUGAAGUGGUCCCCAGUUAUUUAGGAGGCCAGACUUCUUGAGUAUAUCAACUGCCAAACCCUCAUAGCUGCUGCCUGGGGGCAAUUUUUCCCCAGCAGAAAAGUAAAAUACUAUAAGAUACAACAUUCUAACCCAAGGCAAUGAAAAGUGUUGUCCCUAAGCAUAGUACUGGAUUGACUCCUAGUUUUCCUCAGAUAUAUACCAAGGGGCUUUAUGUCACGUCCUUGUUCUAUUUCUGUAUGUUAUUUCAAGUCGUCCCCUACUUGUGGUGCUGAGUUUUUAAUUCUGAAACACCACAUUAGAGAGCGUCUUCCCACCUCUGCCUAUCAGAAGGAAAGUCUCCACCCUUUUUUCUGUUAGUACUGCUGUUUCCACCCCUUUCUAGCAGUGUCUGAGAUGUGAGUUUCAUGUGAACUUCUGUGUGGGAUUAAUAUUGACAGUGUCAUUAGGUCAGGUUAGUCGACAAGUUCAGUGUCCCUUCCCACAUUGUGUCUGUGUCAGCCCUGACAAGGUUCCCUGAGUUGCCUGCCGUUCUUGCUGUGUCCUGUCCAGGUCCAAGGCUCUGUGCUGCUCCUUUUGCCCCCUUCUGCCCCUUCCCUGCUAGCUGCUGCCCAGCCUGUCUUCCUGUGAAGCCGCGUCCCUUGGCUCAGCUCGUCCCCCUCUGCGUUCCCCCUGCUGUAGCUGUGAGCCAGCUUAUUCUGAACUGUCCUUUUAACAAAUGUGCUCAGUCUGAAUAUGCAAAUGGAUUGUCCUAUUUUUUUUCUUCCAGAGGAGAAUAAACAGCUAUCAUUCAUUCACUGAUUUCCAUGAAUUUUAUGCUUUAGCACCAAUUCUGCAAAAUAUUUCUAGGAUAUGGGUAUGAGUUGCUUUAUUGAGACCAAACUAGGCUUGGCAAUGAAUGAGCAGGAUGCUGGGGCAACACUGGACUUACUGCUUCCUUGCAAGGAAUGAGAGAUCUCCCCUGGUUCCUUGCAGCUUCUUUCAGCUAUGAGUCUCCAGUAGUUGGUCCACCCUCCCUUCCCUACACCAAAUGACCUUUCUUGUAGGAAAAUUUCACCAGUGCAUUCGUACUACAAAGCGCCAAAGUUCCUGAGUGGAUGCACCAGAACAACUGCAUGGGCACAACUGAAAUAAAAUGGAGUGCUCAGCCUGUCUUCUGGGCAAAUAUGAGUGCAAAGAUGCAAAUUGUCCAUGGCACUGUCUGGUGGCUGCAGAAGUCCUGCAGACGUGUGUUGGAAGCCAAGCAAUAAAGUGCCAAAAGCCAACACGUGAAAAUGAGUUGAUAAUCACCAGCACAUCUCAUGGAAAAUAUUUUAGGUUUUGACUGUGCCUUGCUAGGGCAGACUGUAGGCAACCUGCUAGUUUGACACUGGUGAUUAGUGCUUUCUCCUGCAUACAAUGUCCAGGUGACAAUGUGAAUCCUCACUGAUGACACAUCUUUCACCAACAACAGAACAACCACGUUGGUGGUAGCAAUCAGCAAAUAUGCUUUUGAGAGUGCUUAUAGCAACCAAGAAAGGCUGUUCUUGAUGUCAUGUCAGUCUCAAAAUGAAAAUGCACUUGGAGUAGUGAUAUGGCAGAGAGUGGGUGGAGAUGAUCCGUGUGCCACCACCCCAUUCUUUUUCUCUGCCCAGUGACUCAGAAUCACGUUGCAUUAGUUGCAUGGGCAACAACCAAGGAAAUCCAUUUGGGCAAAUAAAGAGAACAUUCAGAACAGAAAAUCCUUUGUCAUUCCCAAGAGCAAAUAUAUAUUUUUAAAAAACCCCAAACCUGUAUUACAACCUAGCCAGUUGAAAUAACUCUUAAAUUUUUAAAUUUUUUUGUUCCAAGAUGAGAGAUUUAGGGAAACAAGCUCUUUUUCAGGAAACCCUUCCCUGUCAGUUGCAUCUUCUAGAAAGGCCAAUGUAGCAAGAACCAUUAAUAAAAGCAGUGAAUAAGAAUGGAAGACUUACUUCUAGUUUCACUCAGGGGGCUUUCCACUAGAUGCCCCCUAGAUCCAAAGAUGAGAAUAAGCACAUUUCAGUGUUGCCAAUACAAUACCUGAGCUGAAGGAACAUCUCAUUGCAGGCAAUUUGCAGUAUAGUCCUGGAUUUCAUGUGAGGCUGUGAUAUCCAUCAGUGUGCGCUUGGUUGGGAUCUGCCAGCUUUGUGUUGUUUGGGCACGAGUGCUGAAGUUCUGCCUCAUUUCUGCUGACUUGGUUUGGAAAAGAGUGGGGAAAGAGCUGAAGGGACCAGUAGGGCAAUAUCUGUCUUCUCCAUUUCAGGAGAAGAAAACAUUCCUUUGAAUACAAAAGAAGAAACUGCUGCGAAACAUGGCGGGGGAAGGACUAAAACAGAAGUAAAGUUGGUGUAGGUUCUUCAGAAUGAAUUCCCAUUCUUAUAUCUGUUUUUCCCACUUGUUUUCUGACGUCAUGUAUUUUUCUAUUUGUUGGCAUCCCAUGUCUUUUAGGAAAAUGAGUAUUUCCAAAGGCUGUAUAUUUUGCUAGUAUUUAUAGAUAUAUCCAAAUAGGAUUCAACAAAACCUCUAAGCAGUCAACCUGUUUGUUACUGCCACUAAAACAUAAGAGCUUGUAAAAUGCUCUGUUUGAAGAAGUAUAUUGAAAGGAUUCAAAAAAUGGAAUACAUGCUCCAAAGAUAGCACUAGCUUUUCUCUUAAGUUUCAUUACUGUGUUGAAGUGUCAAAGUUAGAAGUGGAAAUCCAAAUGACAGUCAGUGUUGAUGAGGAAUUCAAAUUGGCUGCCACUGGUUUUCAGUUUGGAAACUUCAUGGAAUGUACCAUACCAGUGUUUCAUUAGUUAGCUCAGUAUAUGCAAGGUUUGUAUGAAAGUACAAAUUUUACUAUUAGCUCCAUUAUCUUGUUCUGUGUCUAUCUUUCCACACCUUGUAAAAAUUAACGCAAAAUGCUGCCACAACAGAGUAACUUUUGCACACAGCUUGUGGGAAUGGCUGCUCUGAAUGACAGACAACUGAUUGUCAGACUCUGGGCUUAGAAAAUUAAGGGCUGUGGUCUAAGGGAAACUCCUCUCCUUUUCCCCAACUCCCUGUUUCAGAAUCCAGUCUCUGCUGGUUUACUUUUUGGUGUCUCUGUGAUGCCUGUAUGAGUGGUCAGUAUUUUCAGGUGUCCCAAAGACAUGAAGGUAGAUCCUUACCCAAAUAUUGCACACUACGAAACAUCUCUGGUGCCAUUGGAUGCUGUGGUGUGACCCGAAGGUCGGGUCCUGUAACUUGAACUGGCUUCAGUAUUCUUUGGGGGCCUCCCCCCUGAGUGACUGUGGGUGUUUAAACGAAAGACUAAAGUGUUACAUCUGAAUUGAGCCAAACUGAUUUUCUUUUUUUUUUAAUGCUGAGAUAUAUUGUUUUUUCUGCUUUGUGUUUUUCUGAGUAGCUCUUCUUUCCUAGAGUUUAUAGUGUGGAUUUUGCAUCAAAUCCCAGCAAAGAAGAUUUUGCAAAGUGAAACCUACUUUUCAUCACUCAGGCUUCUCUAAAGAAAAGUGACGUUAUUACUGAGCCAAAUCACACAGAGAGGAAAUAUUUUUUUCCUCUAGUAAAACUUCUGAUGUAGGUAAGCUUAUGUGUGUGUCCCUGCUUAAAAGGCAAGUACAUGUGUGCAGGUCUCAUGCAUCUCUCAUGCUCUAAUACGAUUUUUUUCCCUUUGCCCUUCUGAUUGAAUGCUGGAGGCUUAGCAUUUUCCACAACCUUGAGGCAAGUUUAAAUCCUUCUCCUUCUUGGGUGUCUAAAAAUCAGACUGUGGGUGAUAGGAAGCAUCUGAUCUCCUUAGGAACAGAAUCACAUCAACUAAUCUCCAUUUGAAAUAUGAGACCUUAGGUUUUUGUUAGCCUUCUGCUAAGACUGACACUCCUUGGAGUAGAAAUAAAUGACAAAUCUGCCUGCAAAGUCUCCAGCAGUUGUCUGCUGCAGAAUAUGAGUCUCUCAGAUACUUCUCAGCAGCUCUGCUGUAAGAGGUGACCCUUCUGCUGGAGGAUCCUCAUGACACUUCCCUUAGCUCAGUUCACAAUCAAUAGUUUCAAGUCCAUCAGAAGCAAGUUUAGACACUGCCCUGAGGAAUUUCCAUAAAAUGAAAGAGAACUGUUUGUGUGUUUCUGGCACAUAAAAUCACUGAGUCUAAAUUGUGAAAUAAAGGUCUCAGUGACACUGGAGAGUACUGGGAGUUUCUGCCCAGAAUUAAAGGUAGGAAGUGUAUCUGAACUUUUAAUUUCAAAAACUGUGGCCAUGAGUCAGCCAGCAUCAGAAGAAAACCAACUUGGAGGCUUCUAACAACAACGAAUAUUAUUGUGGCUUUAUUAAUUUUAUAGUUACACUGAUUGAAUGUGAUGUACUGUACAAAAUAAAGCUAGUCUUAGGCUACCAGGUGUACCAUGGCAUUCAUUUGAGACAUACCAACAAAAGUUUGCAUGUGAAAAGUCUUAAAGUGAUACUAAAGCAAUGUUACCCACCUGACUAAGUCCCUUAGGAAUUUAAUGUUUUGCUGUUUCACAUCUGGUUUCCAUGAUGAGUACAAUAAAAUGAGCACUGUCUUAAUUA
Molecule: messenger RNA, 9247 nt
Organism: Zonotrichia albicollis (white-throated sparrow)
Lineage: Eukaryota; Metazoa; Chordata; Aves; Passeriformes; Passerellidae
Gene: GPRIN3
Product: GPRIN family member 3
Biological process (GO): neuron projection development
Cellular component (GO): plasma membrane
Molecular function (GO): heme binding; electron transfer activity
Source: RefSeq, a predicted model, not a curated record